UUUUUUUAAAAAAAAAAAAAAAUUCAGUUCCCCUGGCCCGGUCCGCGGAUGGCUUCGCUCCCCGUCGAGUUCUGCUGCAGGUCUUUUUGUUCCUGCGCCUGCGCCUGCCGGACGGCGGUUUCAGGGCCUUGCGGUGGAGAGCUGAGGCUGCUGCAAGGACUCGGGAUGUCCGCUGCGGAUGCCGGGCCGGGUUCCUGAAUACUAUAGUACUUGGUUUACGUGCAUCUGCAGUCUCAUUGUGGGUAUGGUGAUCGUGCGAUUGUGCGAUCGUGCUGGUUUCUGUCAGCUAGGGGAUUGGCGGUGUGGGUUUUGGAGGACAUCAGCGAAGAUCCAUGCCUGAAUUUUACUUGGGCUUUUCUUUUGUAGAUAAUUCAUGUCAGGCGCAGGGUGAAUCAAAUGUGCGAUACCUUGUAUGUCAUUCAUGACUAGGGGUUAAAGAAAGAUAGAAAUUAGCAUGAGUUACUAGGGCGGAAGAAACGCC
This is a messenger RNA of Aspergillus pseudonomiae, 481 nucleotides long. RefSeq lists its product as uncharacterized. The record is from RefSeq and is a predicted model, not a curated record. Lineage: Eukaryota; Fungi; Ascomycota; Eurotiomycetes; Eurotiales; Aspergillaceae. The transcript has a single exon. Bases 179 to 340 code for a protein of 53 amino acids.